AUGACGAUCGAGCGCGCGCAAGAGUUGAUGCGAUCGGUGCGCGCGCUGGUGAACGCCACGGUGGGGGGAAUCGCGAGCGCGCGGGCGGAGGAGGGGUUCGCGGCGGCGCUCGCGGCGUUGGAAACCGAGGCGGCGAACGCGAACGCGACGGCGGCGGAGGCGGCGAUGCGGGCGAGCGCGAGAGGGGAGUACGGACAGGCGCUGGACAUACUGGAUGAUAUCCUCGAGGAUUUCGUGAACGCGACGGCGUCGGCGAGGGGCGUGGGGGAGUUGGGGGAGGCGUUGCGGGCGCUCGGCGAAGCCGCGGAGGCGGCGAGCGAGGCGAAGGACGACGAGAGCGAAGGCGCGUCGGUGGGAGACGGUGAGGACGCGUCGGAAUCCGAUGGGAGGGAAAGUUCGAGUUCGAACGAUGCGUCGACGCCGAAGGCGAAGUCUGAGACGAAGGAGGAGGACGACGCGGCGAAGCAGGCGGCGCUGAUUAAAAAAUUAGAGGAGGAAAACGCGGCGCUUCGCGCGGAACAGUUGAAGGCGGAGAACGCGGCGUUGCGGAAGAAAAACGCAGAACUAGCGGCGGCGGAGGAAAACGAGACGGCGAAGACGCGCGUCGACGCCGAUGACGAUGAAAAUCAGGCGAAGGAGGACGGCGACGACGACGACCACGGAGACAAAGAGGACGAGGCCCCGGAGGCGGCGCCGUUUCAAGGCUUGAGCGAAGACGCAAACGACGAAUCAGCUCCCGCGCCGAAAAAGUCUGUCGCGGGCGCUACGUUUAACGCCGCCGUGAGCGUUCACAGCCAAUCGCCCUGGCUGUGGUACUCGAUCUCGUUCAUCCUUCUCGCCGUCGUGGUGACGUCGUACGCGCACUCCCACCUCGAAGCCGCGGCGAACGAGCGACCGGCGUCCUCGCUCGAACUCGGCGCCUCGAUCGUCCGCGCCGAAAAAAACGUCAGCGCGAAAGAAAUCGGCCGCGAGAUGAGCGUGAACGAUGAGUUUUGGAAGAGCUCGCGCCCGUCGUCGCCCACUCGCGACGUCGGUCGCGGCACCGGUCGCGACUCCGGCUCCGCCGGUCGCCGCGUCGGUCGUCGCGUCGUCCAGCAGCGCGGUCCGAUGACAGCCGAAGAGCGCGCCUUUUACGACGAACUUUGA
This is a messenger RNA of Ostreococcus lucimarinus CCE9901, 1146 nucleotides long. RefSeq lists its product with no specific name. Lineage: Eukaryota; Viridiplantae; Chlorophyta; Mamiellophyceae; Mamiellales; Bathycoccaceae. Bases 1 to 1146 code for a protein of 381 amino acids. The transcript has a single exon. The record is from RefSeq and is a predicted model, not a curated record.